AUGGCCCGUGAAAGUAGUGCUGGUUUUGACAGACAUAUUACCAUUUUCUCUCCUGAGGGCAGACUUUAUCAAGUCGAGUAUGCACUGAAAGCUAUCAACCAGGGUGGGCUGACCUCCGUGGCUCUCCGCGGGACGGACGCGGCCGUGGUGGCGGCGCAGCGCAAGGUGCCCGACCGACUGCUGGACCCAGCAUCAGUCACACAUCUGUUCAGACUCACCGAUAGAAUUGGAUGUGUUAUGACUGGCAUGACGGCGGACAGUCGCUCCCAGGUACAGCGUGCUCGGUACGAGGCGGCCAACUGGACCUACAAGUAUGGCAGUGCCGUGCCUGCACAUGUGCUGUGUCGCCGGGUGGCUGACGUGUCCCAGGUGUACACACAGAACGCAGAGAUGAGACCGCUCGGCUGCAGUAUGAUGUUGAUCGCGUACGACGACGAGACCGGCCCGUGCGUGUACAAGACGGACCCCUCCGGGUACUACUGCUCGUACAAGGCGGUGGCGGCCGGCGCCAAGGCCACCGACGCCGGCGCCUACCUCGAGAAGAAGCUCAAGAAGAGGGGCGAGCUGAGCGAGGACGAGGCCGUGCAGCUGGCCGUGAGCUGCCUGGCCGCCGUGCUCAGCGUGGACUUCAAGGCCGCGGAGAUCGAGGUGGGGGUGGUCAGCAAGGAGCGCCCGGACUUCAGAGUGCUAACGGAGGCCGAGAUCGACAGACAUCUGACCGCGAUCGCCGAGAAGGAUUAG
This is a messenger RNA of Danaus chrysippus (African queen), 741 nucleotides long. The record is from the annotation of a GenBank genome assembly. NCBI's taxonomy places the organism in Eukaryota, Metazoa, Arthropoda, Insecta, Lepidoptera, Nymphalidae.